Lotus japonicus is the source of this 2133-nucleotide messenger RNA. RefSeq lists its product as uncharacterized. The record is from RefSeq and is a predicted model, not a curated record. Bases 292 to 1971 code for a protein of 559 amino acids. Gene Ontology annotation, molecular function: transmembrane transporter activity. Gene Ontology annotation, cellular component: membrane. NCBI's taxonomy places the organism in Eukaryota, Viridiplantae, Streptophyta, Magnoliopsida, Fabales, Fabaceae. The transcript has 3 exons. Gene Ontology annotation, biological process: transmembrane transport.
AUCAGUGAUUCAAUUGUUUCUAACUAGUGCUCACUUUCAGAAGAAAACCACAAACACAAAAGUUUCAGAGUCAGUCACAAUUUUUUGAUUUCUGAUUAGGAUUUAACGAACAAACCUUAAAGAAAGGGUAAACGUCGUUGUCAUUUGCCCAAUACAGCGCCACCAAACAGCCACACUCAGCUGAAAAUUUGAGUCCAAUCUCAUCACAACUCAGCCACCAUUCAAACAAACACCUUGUCUGCACAAACAAAAUCAACCUCUUCUUCUUCUCUUUCUCUUGAGGUAUCAAUCAUGGUGAGUAGUGAUGAUCCCAAUCACAAACCCGAUUCUUCUCUAUACGAAUCUUCAGCUGCACAACCCUUUCUACCAAAACCCCAUUACCCUUCUUCUUCUUCUUCUCCAAUCGAAGAACACGAUUCUCAUGAAUCAGAGUCAAACCAGCAAUACCUUCACAUCUCUUACAAUCACGGUCCUCGUUCCUUCAAGGACCUUCCAUUCCUCAUCCUCUUCCUCCUCCUCGUCCUGUCCACCUUCGCAUUCGGAAUCUUCUCCAUCUUCCACCGCAACACCACCUACUCCUCCCUCUCCUCUUACUCCUACGACUCCACCACCACCUCCUGCACCAAAAACACCACGUUUUCUUCAUCUUCUGCGUCUUCCCCCAACUGGGUCUCGCUCAAUUUCUAUUCAUCGUCUUCCUCGCCUCUCGUCAAGGAUUUGAUAUGGACACUGGUGAUUACCUUCGCUUUCAGCGUGCCCAUGUGCUGGGGUUUGCUUCUCUUACUCAAGCAUUACACCAAACAGCUUGUCUACGUUGCGAUUCCGUUCUUCAUCGCCAUACCCAUCUUCCUCAACGUGUACUGGUUCGUUGCCUGCACUGUCAGCACCUCUUGCAGUGACGCUUUUCCUCUGGCGUACAGGAUUCUAGUGCUGGUGUUCAUCUUUUUGGUGAUUGGGGUCAUCGUGUGGAUCUUGGUGGUGAAUUGGCAUCGGGUGGAGCUCACGGUUAGGAUAAUCGGUGUGGCUUCCGACGCGCUUUCCAGGAAUCUGGGAUUGUUUGGGGUGCUGCCCUGUUUGACGAUCGGGCUUGUGGUGUAUUACGUGCCAAUCGUGGUUUUCAUGGUGUUUGCUAAGUUUAACGGCAAGGUUGUGCCUAAGGAGUAUUCGGAUGGCGAAUAUGGCUGUGUUUGGAAGGAGGAUUCUUGGGUGUCUGCUUAUUUUGCACUGGCAAUUCUCACUAUGUUGUGGUCUGCUGCAGCUAUGGUGGAAGCACAGGUUUAUGUUAUCAGUGGGACUAUUGCUCGCUGGUACUUCUCCAAGGACUAUGAAACUUCCACAAGGAGUAUUAGAACUUCUCUCAGAAAUGCUUUUGGUCCUUCUUCUGGCACUAUAUGUUUGUCGGGAUUGCUCAUAUGUGUUGUUCGAGUAGUUCGUUCUGCGGUUGAUAAUGUGAGACAAGAAGCUGCUCCUGGCAUUGUGAACAUUAUGUUACGGUGCUGUGUGAAUGCCUUACUGACAGCGUUCGAUUUUCUGAAUAAGUUUACCUUAAACUUUGCUGCAAUAACUGGUGAAGCUUAUUGCUCAUCUGCAAGGAUGACAUAUGAACUUCUAAGACGUAACCUUCUCUCAGCUGCUUUUGUGGAGACCAUCUCAUCUCGCCUCCUGGCUGGAAUUGUCUUUGUCCUCUCAGCAAUCUACACAAUUGUGGUGUGUGUUAUCUUAAAAUACGGGACCAAUCUUGGGUCUGAUUCAUAUUUUGUGGCUGCUAUGGCAUGGGUGCUACUCAUAAUAGUUCUGGGUUUCCUGGUGCAUGUGCUAGAUGAUGUAAUUGACACGGUUUAUGUCUGCUAUGCGAUAGACAGGGACAGAGGAGAGGUUUGUAAACAAGACGUUCAUGAGGUUUAUGUUCACCUACCCAUAAGUAGAAGUCUCAGACAAUCCAAUAUUAUUACAAGUACUCUAGGUGUGUAAUGUACAUAAUUCUUAGGAUUCAAAGGUUUUUGAAUCAUUGGAUUGUUAUUGUGUGGACAGUGUGGAGUUAGAAUUGUCUGUUAGCAUGUUGUGCAUACUUCUGAAUGUUUCUUCUAUGAAUUUUUGUUUCAUAAUUUUUACAAAGGGUAAAUUUUUUUCCUA